Triticum dicoccoides is the source of this 1083-nucleotide messenger RNA. Its product is annotated as BTB/POZ and MATH domain-containing protein 1-like. Gene Ontology annotation, biological process: protein ubiquitination. The coding region runs from base 1 to 1083 and encodes 360 amino acids. The record is from RefSeq and is a predicted model, not a curated record. Gene Ontology annotation, molecular function: protein binding. Lineage: Eukaryota; Viridiplantae; Streptophyta; Magnoliopsida; Poales; Poaceae. The transcript has 2 exons.
AUGGCGGCGUCCCAGAGCUCACUAACGACGACUUCGACCUGUGCCGCGGAGACUGCACACGGGACGCACUUGUUUAGAAUCACCGGGUACAGCCUGUACAGUGGCAUCGGCGUCGGCGAGCGCAUCAAGUCCGCUACCUUGGCUGUCGGCGGCUACGAAUGGCGACUCAGCUAUUACCCCGACGGUAACAAUGAGGAAUACAAAGACUGGCUGUCGGUUUUCCUCGAUCUCAAGACCGAGGACGCCGAGGUCAGGGCCUUCUUCGAUCUGAGGCUUGUCGACCAGGCCACACAGCAGGCGCCGCCGCCUUUUACAGUGCCAAACCCUAGCGAGAUAACCUUGUUUGACUCUGAUGCUCCGUCCUGGGGUUAUCGCCAACUCAGGAAGAAGAGGAAGCUCAAAAAGUAUAUCCUGGACGACGCCCUUCUCAUCGAGUGCAGUCUUACUGUGAUCAACUUCAAGGAGGCACUGGCGGCGGAGACGAUGAUGAAAUAUGAGGACCAAGUUCCGCGGUCAGACUUGCUGGAUAAUCUUCGUAAUUUACUAGAGACACAAGAGGUAGCUGAUGUGUCCUUCAACGUCAACGGGGAGGUUUUCCUCGCACAUAAGGUCAUCCUCGCAAUGCGGUCGCCGGUAUUCAAGGCAGAGUUCUACGGGCCGAUGAGCAACGAGUGUAAGCGGAGUCUAACCAUUGAAGAUAUGCAGCCUCCUGUUUUCAAAGCAUUGCUCCAAUUCAUCUACACGGAUUCGCUGCCCCCAAUGGAUGAACUCAAUGAUGAGGAGUAUGAAGAGAUGGUUAAGCAUCUGCUUGUUGCUGCAGACAGAUAUGCCAUGGAAAGGAUGAAGCUCAUGUGUGAGAGCAAACUUUGCGAUAUUCUUCUUGCCGAGAAUGUGACCACCAGAUUAGCCCUAGCCGACCAGCAUCAUUGCAGCAUGCUCAAAGAUGCUUGCAUUGAGUUCAUUAGCUCUUCAAAUAGAAUGGCUGAUGUGGUGGCAAGCAAAGGGUAUGAGCGCCUGAAAAGGACAUGCCCUACUACGUGUGCAGAUAUAUUGGAGAAAGCAGCGAAGGCGCGCAAAAUUUAG